GCACGUGACCCGCCCGGUUUGCGGGGGAGGCUGAGGCGGCGCCGGGACCGGGCACCGGGCACAGGGACCGGGCACCGGGCACAGGGACCGGGCACCGGGCACAGGGACCGGGCACCGGGCACAGGGACCGGGCACCGCCGGGUCUCCUUCCUCCGGGUUUCUCCCGCUGCCGCCUCUCGGGCAGCCCCUUCCUUCCCUCCCUCCCUCCGUCCCUCCCGGCACCGGGGGAGGCCCGAGGGCCGCCCCGUCAGCGGGGAGAGCCCUUCUCCUCCCGCCCCUGCCCUUCGGGGAGGGUGGAGGGAAGGCUGCCGAGGGCUUUCCCCGCUCGGGGGGGUGGUGGUUCGCGUGUUCUUCGAGCCCACCUCGCUUCCCCCUCCCUCCUCCGCGGUGGGCCUGGGGGAGUCACGGCCUUCCCGGAGCUGCGUCCCCGGCUUACCCAGCAGGGGCUGCUUUGUGAAGGUUAUUUUUGUUGAAGGAGACAAGGAGCUGUGGUUCAGACAUGUCGUGGAUCAGAGAGGGUGAGCUGACCAUCAUAGAGAGAUUUUGUGCCAACAUCAUUAAGGCAGGUCCAAUGCCCCAGCAUGUUGCCUUCAUCAUGGAUGGCAAUCGCCGUUACGCCCGGAAGUGCCACGUGGAGAGACAGCAGGGGCACUCACAAGGCUUUGAUAAGCUGGCACAGACAUUACGGUGGUGCUUGAACCUGGGCAUUCGGGAGGUGACAGUUUAUGCCUUUAGCAUCGAGAACUUCAAGCGCUCCAAGGAGGAGGUGGAUGGGCUGAUGGAUCUGGCAAGACAGAAGUUUAGCCGCUUGCUGGAAGAACAGGAGAGCCUGAAGAAGCAUGGCGUGUGUAUCCGUGUCCUUGGGGACCUGCCACUUCUGCCUUUGGACAUUCAGGAGCUGAUUGCCCAAGCUGUCCUGGCAACCAGGAACUACAACAAGUGCUUUCUAAAUGUCUGCUUUGCAUACACAUCCAGACACGAGAUCAGCAACGCAGUCAGGGAGAUGGCAUGGGGGGUGGAACAAGGACUGCUGGAACCCAGUGAUGUGUCUGAAUCGUUGCUCGAUAAGUGUCUCUACACCAGCAACUCCCCUGACCCAGACCUCCUGAUCCGCACCUCCGGGGAGGUUCGGCUGAGCGAUUUCUUGCUCUGGCAGACAUCCCAUUCAUGCCUGGUGUUUCAGUCAGUCCUGUGGCCAGAAUAUUCCUUUUGGAACCUGUGUGAGGCCAUCCUUCGGUUCCAGAUGAACUACAGUGCUUUACAGAAGGCCAGAGAUUCCUACCUGGAGGAAAGGAGGCGACAAGAGAUGGAAAGGGAUCAGGCUUAUGUGACGAAGAAGCUGCAGCAGGAGGGGUUUGCGUCCCACGGAGACUCGCGGCGCCGACAGACGCUGCUGCAGAAAUGCACUGCCAUGCGUGAGGAGAGGAUCCAGGGCUUCCUGCAGGCACUGAAGCACAAGAGAGCAGACUUCUUGGAAAGAUUGUGUCCAGUGUCUGCAUGACACAGGUGCUGGGUUGGUCUUGGGAAGACAAUAUUUAACCACGUUAGAGGGAACAGCUGCUGCCCAGAGGAUUUUGCCUGGAGCAGUUCUGCUGCGGGGAUGUGGGGCUGCUCUGGGACUUGACAUCCCCACUGGCUCUCUCUGAGGGCAGGGACAGAGUUCUGGGAAUCUUCCUAGCUCUGGGAAUGCUGCUGGGGAAGGGAAUGCCGUCCUGUCUCGUCUCCCUGCCCCUGGUGAUGAAGAAUACACACACAUGCAUCUCUGCUGCUUGGUACUUUACAGGUCGGGGUGUUUUGGUGAUAAGUUUAUCUCAAAUGAGCCUCCAGUUCUGUUUGACUCCUGGUGAACUGGCCCAGGCAAACUCACUCAGUCCUGUUCAGUCUGGACUUGAAUUCUUCCCAUGACUUAGCAGCUGUGAAUCUUGUGUUGAGAUUUCUUCUGCUGUCCCAUAAGGGGGGGGCCUUGCUUUCUCUAGGGAGAGGAUUGUGCCUGGUGUAGAAGGGAGUCCUGUGCUGAGUGGUGGCAGAGAUUCCCCACUCCCUACUUUGUGACAGCAUCUUGACUUUUCCCCAUCUCACUGUGCUGGAUUGGAUGUAUCUCCCCUUGGCUUCCAAAGAGCUAGAUAGAGUGAGGUGUUGUCAGCCUUACUGCAAAGAAAAAAAGGACACUCCAAAGCUUCAUUGGGUCCUGUGAUCCCUUCUGAGUGGUGUUUGUGGGGAAAACCCAAAUGCCUGGAGAUGAUGGUGCUUGGGAAAGAGGCUCUGAGCAGGCAAGGACAAAGGAUCGGUUGGGAAAUGAUGGCUUGAAAAGGGAAAGUUAGCUAAAACCAGGUGAUGGAUGCAGAAUGCCAAAUCCCUCUGAGACCUCUCUAGAACUAUGACUUAACAUCCUGUUUCCAGGGAAUGAGGGUGGGUUUCAGGAAUACAGUAGCCAAAACCAGCCUCUGACCCUGGCCAAAAUGGCCGAGAAGGAGUUUGAUGGGAGCGGCCGGAGCAGCUGUGCAGUGUGGCUGUGCUCAGCUCCCCAUCAGCAGGGAUGGACUAGCUCAUUUCCAAGAUUAUUUCCAUCUCUGGUAUUCCCCUGGUUUCCAUCCCUGUGGUCAAAAUAACCAAAAAUAUCUUGAUUUUUGUUUUGGAUGCACAUCCAGGUGCAGCACUACCAGCUGUUGCCGUUUUUUGAAAAGUUUCUUUUUACCUCCAGGUGAAAACUAAAAAAUGCAGAUUUAAAAGACCUUGUGAGUGCUGCCAACCCAGCAUUUUGUGAUGGUGCAGAGGGGACCUCCCUUGUCACGUUGUGAAUAAAGCAUCUUCGUACCAAACUUCAUUUAAAAAACAAGCUGGACAUCUAAGAGUACAUAGAGUUUAUUUGAAGGUGUGAUGAAGGCACCACCCAGGCCUAAUAUAAUUAAACAUUGACAGGCUCAUCAUCUGAUUCCUUUUAGACUGGGAAGGGUUUGAGGGCUGUGUCAUUUUUACAGCCCAGUCUGAGCAAUUUGUUGGUAGCCCAAGGCUUGGCCCAGUGAAGCUCUGUGCCUGAACCUCCUCUUGAGCAAGUAGCAAACGGCAACUGGGAUAAAAGCGUGCUGAGAUGAUGGGAGAUGUGCUGAGAUUUAAACCUCUUUGGCUCUAUUUUAUCUUCUGUCUUCACAUUUCAGGAAGUUGUCUGUGGAAAUAGUUCACUCUCCAUGAGAUGGAGCACUCUGCAGGCUCCAGAAGGCGAGAGUCUUCUACCUGUGGAUGUUUUUUUGCCUCAAAAAAAAUAAGGUUUUCAGCUGGGUUCUGAUGAUCCAGGUGAGCAAAGCUACAGUGGUGGUUUCUCACAUAGUGCUGUUGCAGGUGUGGUAAUUGAAGGAUCUGGUUUAUAAAAUGCAUGUGGGGAAUGUUUUAAUCCCUUUUUUAAAAGUCAUUGCUGUUGUAGGGGUGAGGAGAAGUCCUUCAGGCAGUGUCUUACCUGACAGCUUGUUGAUGCCAUGUUAUUCCAGUAAAAUACCAACUUUCCCUCUUUUAA
Molecule: messenger RNA, 3508 nt
Organism: Apus apus (common swift)
Lineage: Eukaryota; Metazoa; Chordata; Aves; Apodiformes; Apodidae
Gene: DHDDS
Product: dehydrodolichyl diphosphate synthase subunit
Exons: 9
Coding region: 500-1501 (333 amino acids)
Biological process (GO): polyprenol biosynthetic process
Cellular component (GO): dehydrodolichyl diphosphate synthase complex; endoplasmic reticulum
Molecular function (GO): ditrans,polycis-polyprenyl diphosphate synthase [(2E,6E)-farnesyl diphosphate specific] activity
Source: RefSeq, a predicted model, not a curated record